UGCGUUUUAGUGGGAAAAACGCUGACGUGGCAUUAGUCAACCGGGAUUGACCUUACUUGCGGGCCAGCCAGUGGUUACUGAAGCAGAGCACGGCGCUAGACUGGGAAAUUUGGGGAGGGAGAAGCUAGGGUUAGCGGCGGCAGGGGAGACGGGCACAGAGCACGGCGACGGCAGGGGCGACGGGGCGCAGAGCGGCGGCGCCGCGAUGUCGUGGACUUCCGGGGCUUCUUCCGCCCCCGGCUUCCGUCGCGCCAGUGGAAGGAGGGACAUGGAUUCGAGGUCUCCGGUCGCUUACAGGGAGAGCCCAAUGGCGUACGAGCCGCCAAAGUUGUGCCACUGCAGACAGCCACGGAAGGCGCCGAGAUGGAUCUCAUGGAGCCGUCAAAAUCCCGGCAGGAGGUACUACGCGUGCGUAGAUGCAAUGCAUGGUGGAUGUGGCUAUGUGGAGUGGCAUGAUGAUCCUUUGCCCAAGUUUUUUAGUGACUUGAUUGGAGAUUUGAGAGAUGAGGUGUGGAGGCUAAAGGGUCAAAGAUCUGUGGUUCAGACUGAAGAGGAGUGCCCAAAUGUGCUUAUGCCUGGACAUGAUGUAUCAAGGGUUAUGGCUCUUGAGCUUGAGUUAAAGGAGAGGAAUGCAGAGCUGGAAGCAAUGAACGGGAAAUAUAGGAAUGUGGUGAUGGUUUUCAUUGUGUUUGUGGUGGGUGUAGUUGUUGGAAAAAUGCUAGUGUACUGAAUGUCAGUUUGGCAAGUGAAGUUAGUAUGCACUGUAGUCAUUUUGAAGUUAGUAUGCAAUGGUUUGUAAUGGAAUUUGUGAUCUGGGUUGUUAUGUAUGAACAUGUGUUCUGGCAGUCAAUGAAAAUCAAGCUAUAUAAUUCUGUCAAUUUGACUGGUAUAUUUGCUGCCAUUUGGAAUGUAUGCUAU
Messenger RNA from Triticum dicoccoides, 918 nucleotides. RefSeq lists its product as uncharacterized. The transcript has 2 exons. Bases 206 to 730 code for a protein of 174 amino acids. The record is from RefSeq and is a predicted model, not a curated record. Gene Ontology annotation, molecular function: zinc ion binding. NCBI's taxonomy places the organism in Eukaryota, Viridiplantae, Streptophyta, Magnoliopsida, Poales, Poaceae.